AUGAUGGCAGAGGAAAAUCCUCCGCCCAAUGAGGCUCAAAUCAGUCAACAGCCAGAGAAUACCACAAUCAAGUGGUAUCGAUCGCCAUUCUAUAAUGCAACCGUUCUAGGCAUCUGCAGCUUCGCAGCUCCAGGUCUAUGGGGUGCUAUGAACUCCCUUGGUGCCGGCGGCGCUCAAGAGCCAUACCUCGUAAAUACGGGAAAUGCCCUCACCUUCUGCCUUAUGGUGGUCUCCUGCUGGCUCACCUCUGCGAUUGUCAAAUACAUCGGCAUCAAGGGUGCGCUGGUUAUCGGCACUAUCGGCUUCGCCCCGUACAGCGCCGGCCUCUACCUUAACAACCGUUAUGGCGUCGAAUGGCUUGUUAUUCUCGGUGCAGCCUUUUGCGGCAUUUCAGCCGGCAUAUUCUGGGCUUCUGAAGCUGCCAUCGCCAUUGCUUAUCCUGAACCGCGCAACAGAGGACGAAUGGUUGCAUACUGGCUAACAUGGACCAGAGUUGGUCAGAUUCUAGGCGGUGCAAUCAACCUUGGCCUGAAUGCUGACCGAAGCGGGGCCGGCAAGGUCUCCUACAAAGUCUACAUCAUCUUCAUCGCCCUUCAAGCUUGUGGUCCAUUCGCGGCGAUGCUGCUGAAUAACCCAUCCAAGGUACAGCGACGCGAUGGAAAGCCGGUCGAGCUGACCAUCUUCGACCACCCAUGGGAGGAGAUCAAAGCUACCACAAGGACCUUCCUCAAGCCUAAGUUCCUUCUCUUGAUUCUUUGGAUCGGUCAAGGCGUGUACUCCGAGUCCAUCUUCUUCACCUACAUUGCUCUUUGGUUUUCAGUUCGCGCCAGAGCUCUCGGCUCGUUCCUGUCUGGCAUCGUGGCUGUCAUCUCUGGUAACCUUCUGGGGCUUUGGCUUGACCAAAAUCAAAUUGCCCUUAAAAAGCGUGCUCGCUGGGCAUUUGCUGUCAUUAUGGUGACGCAAGGUGCGUGGUGGCUCUGGUUGACAAUCAACGUCACCGAAUACCGUCGCACCCAGCCAACUUUUGACUGGAGUGAUCCCGGUUUUGGAAGGGGCUUCGGGGUCUUCAUCUUCUUGGUUUCGGGCUUCCAGCUGAAUUACAAUUUUGCCUUCUUCAUCAUUGGUCAGAUCUCCGAGAGUCCCCAGGAGACGAUAAGACUCUCGGCGCUCCUGCGUGGCACUGAGUCCGCAUGGCAAGCUGUUAGUUACGGGCUGAACGCCAUUCCUAUUUUCGCUCUUGUUGGCGGUCCGUACAUCAACUUUGGACUUUGGGGCGCGUCGCUGUUGCCCGCCUGGCUGGUGAUUAAACAUCUGGGUAAUGAUAACAAGAGAGGGGAUUCAGAAACAGCUUCACAAGCGGAUGCCAUAGAUGUCGGCAAGGAGUAG
Messenger RNA from Colletotrichum truncatum, 1386 nucleotides. RefSeq names its product DUF895 domain membrane protein. NCBI's taxonomy places the organism in Eukaryota, Fungi, Ascomycota, Sordariomycetes, Glomerellales, Glomerellaceae. The record is from RefSeq and is a predicted model, not a curated record.